AUGGAACCAAUAUCAAUAGAAUCAACGUCAACAGAAUCAACAUCAAUGGAACCAAUACCAACUGAACCAAAACGAAUUGAACCAACAACAUGUGAAAAACCAACAGCAUUUCAACAACAAUCAAAUCGCAAACGCAAAGCAGAAGAAAAACAUGAUUAUGAGCAACUGUCUCUGGAGAUUGAUGCAUCGAAACAAAAAAUAACGAGAAAUCUCCGACCAAAACGACACAGACAAUAA
This is a messenger RNA of Rotaria sordida, 237 nucleotides long. NCBI's taxonomy places the organism in Eukaryota, Metazoa, Rotifera, Eurotatoria, Philodinida, Philodinidae. The record is from the annotation of a GenBank genome assembly.